Messenger RNA from Nezara viridula (southern green stink bug), 881 nucleotides. The record is from the annotation of a GenBank genome assembly. Lineage: Eukaryota; Metazoa; Arthropoda; Insecta; Hemiptera; Pentatomidae.
AUAACCUAUCCCCACCAAACCUUGACAAUUCAUCAUAAUAUCAGUAUUGCUUCAAUUCAGUCUUCAAUCUGUUCUUAAUGAUUUUGUAUUUCAUUAUAAAUGUGCUGAUAAAUGGAAACCAAUAGUGAAAUAGACGAUCCAUUUAAACAGUUCUCCAUUUCUGACAAUUGGUCUAAACUUUUAGAAAAAGAUGAAAGAGACUUUUGUCCUAAAUGUAAUAAGUCUCGGAUGUACUUUUGUUACACUUGUUACGUUCCAAUGAACGAUUUCAAAGUUAUCACUCCUAGAGUCAAACUUCCUCUUCCUCUUGAUAUAAUCAAACAUCCAAAAGAAAUCGAUGGAAAAAGCACUGCAGUCCAUGCUGCGAUAAUUAGCCCAGAGGAUGUUAACAUUUACAUUUAUCCUUCUAUUCCAAACUACAACGAGUUAUCGAAUGUUAUUUUAAUUUUUCCUAGUAAAGAUGCUCUUUGUUUGGAAGAGAUUGUUAAACAAACAUCAUUAUUGAAAGAGGAAGAAGAUGCUGAACAAUUGUUCAGUCGAGUUGUUUUUAUUGAUUCUACUUGGAACCAAUGCCGAACUAUUCUUAAUGAUUCAAGAAUCAAAGGAUUGCCUCGUGUGGUGCUUAAGAAGAGGGAAUCGCAGUUCUGGAGGCAUCAGAAAGGCAGCCCGAUAACGCACCUUGCCACAAUUGAAGCUAUUCACCAAUUUCUUGUUGAAUACCAUAGCUACAGCUCUGGUAGAAAUGAGUACGAUGGACGCUAUGAUAACAUAUUGUUUUUUUUCAAGUUUAUGUAUCACAAGAUACAUUCAUUAUAUGACCAUAGUGAUCUGUUAUCAUAUAAAAGACCAAUGCUGCAAUAAAUUUUAUAUUUUUACUUUUA